Molecule: messenger RNA, 3640 nt
Organism: Cryptococcus deneoformans JEC21
Lineage: Eukaryota; Fungi; Basidiomycota; Tremellomycetes; Tremellales; Cryptococcaceae
Product: elongation factor 3
Exons: 4
Coding region: 202-3369 (1055 amino acids)
Molecular function (GO): translation elongation factor activity; ATP hydrolysis activity; ATP binding
Source: RefSeq, a predicted model, not a curated record
CUUUCGUCAAAUCUCUUUCCAUCUCUUCUUUUCUUUCUUUCCAUCACAUCUCUUCUUGUGUCGCAACAGCGCUCAAGCUUACCCACUCCCCUCAAAAACACUCUCCUUAACGACAGUGCAUCUGUCCUGUACUCUUAUCCCCAAGACUUCAAGUCUUAUCAAAAACAUCUAAAACUUCGACCUCCUCAUUAGAUAUUAAAGAUGGCUCCUGCUGCUACCGCUGCUGCCUCCUCUGGCAAGGGCUCUUUCGACCUCGCCACCCUCUUUGUUGCCGACAAGGCUGCCCGUGACGAGGCUGGUCUUGCUCUCGCCGACGCCGUCAAGAAGUCAGGUGUUGAGUUUUUCACUCAGAUCGGCUUCAACGAUGCUAUCGUCAAGGCUCUCAAUGACAAGAAGUCUCAAUCUGCGCGUGAAGGUGCCUGCGAGGUUAUCUCUACUCUCUGCGAGAACGGUGCUGCUCAGCUUCUCGAGCCUCACGUUAUCUCCUCUGCCGAGAACACUCCUUUCCCCGCUCUUCUCGAGGCUUUCGCUGACAAGGUCGCCGCUGUCAAGACUGCCGCCAUCGCUGCCGUCAAGGCCAUCGUGCAGAGCAUGAACCCAUGGGCUUCUUUCGUUCUCCUUCCCGCUCUUCUUAACUUGAUCAGGACUUCUGGCAAGUGGCAGAUCAAGGCUGGUUCUCUUGAGAUUCUCCAGCAGUUGAUCACUUCUGCCCCUUACCAGAUGGGCGAGGCGAUGCCUGACCUUGUUCCUGUUCUCGCCGGAGCCGUUUGGGACACCAAGUCUGAUGUUAAGAAGGCUGCGAAGGCUACCCUCGAGAAGGCUGUGUCUCUUGUCGAGAACAAGGAUAUUGAGAAGUUCGUUCCUGCUUUGGUUAAAUCUCUCCUCAACCCCAUCGAGGAGGUUCCGAAGACUAUUUCUCUCCUUUCAGCAACCACCUUCGUUUCUGAAGUUACCGCCCCUACCAUCUCCCUCAUUGCUCCUCUCCUUAUCCGAGGUCUUGAUGAGCGACCUACCGCCACCAAGCGAAAGGUUUGUGUUAUCGCCGACAACAUGUCCAAGCUUGUCGACUCCGAAUACACCGUUCGACCUUUCCUUCCUCAGCUUUUGCCUCGUCUUAUCAAGACUGCUGAGACCAUCGCCGACCCUGAGGCUCGAUCAGUCGCCAACCGUGCUAUUGUUACCCUUCGUCGAAUUGGUAAGGUCCCAGUUGAGUCUGAUGGCUCAGACCUUCCUCCUCUUCCUGUCGCUGAGGGACCUCACCUCGCCACCAACUUCGUCGCUCUUGUCAAGAAGCACGGUGGUGUUUCCGUUGAACAGACCAACCCUGGUCUUGCCUACGCCGGUGUCCUCGCCGCUUCUCUUGUGAACCACCACAACUUCGACCAGAAGACUUGGGAGUCUACUCUCCCUCCUUAUCUCAAGCUCGCUCUCCCUUCCUACGACUCUCUUCCUGCUGUUCGAGAGCUCCUUCAGAAGAAGGCUGAUGAGGCUGAGACUGACGACGCCAAGUUCCCUGAUGAAGAAGAGGGCGAGGACCUCUGUAACAUUGAGCAGUUCAACUUGGCUUACGGUGCAAAGAUCUUGCUCCACCACGCCAACAUGCGUCUUAAGCGAGGCCACCGAUAUGGUCUCUGUGGUCGUAACGGUUCCGGGAAAUCUACCCUCAUGAACGCCAUCAUCAACAAUCAAGUUGAGGGCUUCCCUCCCCCCACCGAAGUUCGAACUUUCUACGUUCAGCACGACAUCGACGGUUCCGAGGCUGAGAUCUCCAUUCUUGACUGGGUUUUGAGUGACAAGCGAUUGCUCGCCACCCCUGAGGAAAUUAAGUCCACUCUCGAAUCUGUCGGUUUCGACGAAGUCAAGCAGAAGAACUCCAUUGGUUCUCUUUCUGGCGGUUGGAAGAUGAAGCUUGCUCUUGCCCGAGCCAUUCUUUUCAAGGCCGACAUUCUCUUGCUCGACGAGCCUACCAACCAUUUGGAUGUUCUUAACGUUGACUGGCUGAUCAACUAUCUCACUUCCCUUACUCGAUGUACCUCCAUCAUUGUCUCUCACGACUCUGACUUCCUUAACCGAACUGUUACCGACGUUCUUCAUCUUAACAACUUCAAGUUGAAGAGGUACCCUGGUAACCUUGAGGAAUUCGUCAAGCACGUCCCUGAGGCUAAGUCCUACUACCAACUCGAUGUCGCUGAGGAUUAUCAGUUCAAGCUUCCCAACCCUCCUCUCCUUGAUGGUGUGAAGACCAAGGAGAAGUCUUUGCUCAAAAUGCGAAACGUUUCAUUCCAGUACCCUGGUUCUUCUAUCCAGCAACUCUACGACAUCUCUCUCCAGGUGUCUCUCUCAUCUCGAGUUGCCGUUCUUGGUCCCAACGGUUCCGGUAAAUCUACCCUUGUUAAGCUCCUCACUGGUGAGACCGAGCCCAACCUUGGCGGUCAGGUCUGGAAACACCCUAACUUAGUCAUCGGUUACGUCGCCCAACACGCUUUCCACCACAUUGACAACCACCUUGACUCUACUCCCCUUGAGUACAUGCUCUGGCGAUACCAGACCGGUGAGGACUUGGAGGAAAUGCACAAGGCUAACCGGGUCAUGACCGAGGCCGAGCUUGCCAAGAUGAAGGAGGGUGCCACCGUUAUCAAGGACGGUGUCAAGCGAAUCAUCGAUGAGCUUGUUGCUAGAAAGAAGCUCAAGCAGUCCUACGAGUACGAGGUAUCCUUCAAGGGUAUGUCCUCUGCCGAAAACAUCUGGAUUUCUCGAGACGAACUUGUUGCCCGUGGUUUCGAGAAGAAGGUUAUGGAGCUCGACACCAGGGAGGCUCAGCGAUUGGGUCUCAUGAGGCCCUUGGUCAGGAGGGAAAUCGAAAAGCACUUCGAGGACUUCGGACUCGAUGCCGAAUUCGUCUCCCACAACUCCAUGCGAGGUCUUUCCGGUGGUCAGAAGGUGAAGGUUGUCCUCGGUGCCGCUACCUGGCGAAGACCCCACAUCAUCUGUCUCGACGAGCCUACCAACUAUCUCGACCGAGAGUCCCUUGCCGCCCUUAUCGCGGCCCUUAAGAACUUCGAGGGUGGUGUUCUUAUUAUUACUCACAACCGAGAGUUCUCUGAGUCCAUCUGUACCGAAGUCUGGGCCAUGCGUGAGGGUCAUCUCGAGGCUUCUGGACACAACUGGGUUGAGGGUCAAGGCUCCGGUGAGAGGAUUGACAAGAAGGCCGGCGAUGACGACGAGGUCGAGUACGACGCUUUGGGUAACCCCAUCGUCAAGGCGAAGAAGGAGAAGAAGCUUUCUGCCGCCGACAAGCGAAAAGCCAAGAAGGACCGAAUGGCUAGAAGGAAGCGAGGAGAGGAAGUCUUCAGUGAUGAAGAGCUUUAAGCUUCCUUUUAUAGUGCUGGAAGUGUUUCGUGGUUAGUAGAAUAAUGUAGACUUCUUUUUUCUUCGCCAUUGCAUGAUGUAUAUACCCAUAGGGACGGUAUUGCCAAAUCCACACGUGUAACGCAACGUUGAUCCAACAGGGAUGAUGCAAUUGAACUCUGAGUCCUUGUCAUCCGCUGACUAUUCACUAUCAAAUGGGAAGGAGGACGGAGGGGAGGUACAUUCUUUUCCGUAGGUACCAGUACAAAUAAUUCACAUUUACGCGGUGGCC